AUGUUUACCUCUCGCGAUUCUCCAGCAUCUUCAUCACUGGUAAUCUUUCCCAACUACCAGCCUGAUAUUCCACUACGGUCCAUGUCGGAGAAGUUCCAGGCUGAAAAGCCUAACCAGCACUAUUUGCUGAACUUGGACAAUUUGAACCAGACGAAUAAUGCCGUGCACUUGUCGAGACUUCCGACGUUGGGUGAAAUCCUUUCAAAUAAGACGAGGUCGCCUGUUAACUUGUACACGUUUUACUUGUACAUGCAAUAUAUUGAAAAUAACGUUGACCUUUUGGACUUUUGGUUUGACCUUAUUUCUCAUUUGAACCUUUGCAAGCACUAUGUCAAGGGUCUUCGAGAAUCCAUCGUGAGAAGCUCUAACCACUAUGCUAGUGGGACGCCUUUCAUGGGCCACGACCAGAGUCCUCGGAAUCUGGGAGCUGGAAGCCCUCAAAGAGACUCCUUUCCAUUGACUGAAGGUAGCAAACAUAAAUCUGUUUCGCUGUCGAUGCUUUUGGACCUUAUUAUAAAUGAUCAUAUUUUGGAGGACAACGACUCCAACAGACUUUCUCAGUUUCUUCGAGGUGAAAUCAACUUGAACGAUGUGGAUCCCAAGAUUAGGGAACUUAUUGAUAAAUAUCAGGACGACGGUGGCGUCGACCCACCUUCUCCCAUUGUCGAUAACGCUCUGUAUGGAAGCCCAGGGUUCCCCGAUAAAAGAGUAUCUUCGAACUCUAAACUCCUAGACGAUUCUUUCGAUCAGAGCAACACUUCUAUUGGCUACGCCCAGCUGCCACAACAAGGAACUACUCAAAUGCAUCAUGGAAAGACUUAUGCUUCACUCAGACGUUCCUCGAUCAAUCCAUCUUUGCUCGAAAAGAUCAUAAGAGACUCCAAGCACAGUUCAGGUUCCUUCAUCACGCGUAAUAACUUGAGGGAAUCAUCUCACAACUUGUUGCUUAAAUAUUUUGUUGAAGAUUCUGAGAAGAACCUUAAUCUUCCUACGAAACUCAACAACUACAUCAUUAACGCUAUCGAAGUCGAGGGCAGAGACGAUCCAGAUGUGUUCAAUGCUGUGAAGAGAUACGUCUUCAAUGUCAUUGAGAGCCACUACUUGCCUAACUUCCUUAACUUCGUGGCCAUCAAGAACGUGAACCGGACCAUCAAUGCUCGUAUUAUUAUCGGCUUCUUUUUCAUUUUUGCAUCUUUCUGGAUCGCUUUCACCUUAAUCUUCUUGGACUUAUCCAAGGGCUACCGUGCCGUGAUCGUUGUUUCGUUCCUCAUUGGCUUCUAUUGCCUUGUUUCUUCGGUAUACAGACUUGAUCCGCUACUAGCGUUGGCGGGUUUCAGUGAGUCUUUCAUACCGAAGCAGUCAUUCAUCAAGGUUCACGAUCGCUUCAUCUACAGACUUCUUCUUAAGAGAUCUUUAUGGGUGCUGGCGCUUAUUCUUUUGUUCACUGCCAUUCUCACCAUCGUCUUCUGUCUUGUGCCGGGAAGACGACUUUAA
Messenger RNA from Candidozyma haemuli, 1494 nucleotides. RefSeq names its product Rax1p (gene RAX1). The record is from RefSeq and is a predicted model, not a curated record. The transcript has a single exon. Gene Ontology annotation, cellular component: plasma membrane. Gene Ontology annotation, biological process: intracellular protein localization. Bases 1 to 1494 code for a protein of 497 amino acids. NCBI's taxonomy places the organism in Eukaryota, Fungi, Ascomycota, Pichiomycetes, Serinales, Metschnikowiaceae.